Molecule: messenger RNA, 2517 nt
Organism: Ostreobium quekettii
Lineage: Eukaryota; Viridiplantae; Chlorophyta; Ulvophyceae; Bryopsidales; Ostreobiaceae
Source: the annotation of a GenBank genome assembly
AUGGGCGAGGUCUACCUCGCCGAGCAAGAGAGCAUCGGCCGCUACGUCGCCAUCAAGACGCUUCGAAGCGACAAGCAAAACAACAGCAACAGCAACAAGCUCUUGCACGAAGCGCGAAUCACCGGGCGCCUCGAGCACCCUCACAUCGUGCCCGUCCACUCACUCGGGGUGGACAAGAGCGGCUUCCCGCUCUACGUGAUGAAGCGCGUGGAGGGCGUCUCGUGGAAGCAAGCGAUCAAGCUCCCCGCGCUGCUCCCCAAACAAUUUCGUGUCGAGAACGAUCCUCUCUCGGCGCACCUCGAGAUCUUCGAGCGCGUCUGUAGCGCCGUGCACUUCGCGCAUACACGCGGCAUCCUCCACCUCGACAUCAAGCCCUCGAACGUGAUGCUCGGCUCGCACGGCGAGGUGUUGCUCGUGGACUGGGGAAUCGCCGUGAGCAUGCGCGAUGAGGAUCGCGGGGAUGUGCCGCUGGUCAUGGAUUUAACCUCGCCAUGCGGCACGCCUGGUUAUAUGGCGCCCGAGAUGGCCGCGCUGCAACACGACGAGAUCGGCCCGGCGACAGACAUCUACCAGCUCGCCGCGUCGCUCCACUACGCGCUGGUGCGAACCUCUCGCAAUCAGGGGAGCGACCUCUACGAUCUGCUGCGUCGCUGCGUUCAGGGUGGCCCUUACUCUUACCCGGAGACCGUGCACCCGGAUCUUGCAUCGAUCCUCAACCGCGCCACGGCGCGCGCUCCCGACGCUCGCCAGGAGAGCGCGGACGCCCUGCGCGCCGAGAUCGCCAGGUUUCGCACGCAGCGCGAGGCGCGCGAGCUGCUCGCGCUGGCGCGCGCUUCCUUGCGUGACUUCCGCGCGUUCCUCGAUGGCUCGCACGAGGAUGAGGGCGCCAUCGUCGCCAUCUACAAACUCUAUGGCGAGCUUCGGUUUGCCAUCCGUCGCGCGCUCGCCAUCAACCCCGAGGAUCGCUCGGGGGAAGAGAUGUUCGUGCAGACGCUGGCGUUGAUGUUUGGCUUCGAGAUCGAGCGCGAGAACCUCUCGGCAGCGCGCGCGAUUCACCGCGAGCUCAAGGACUUCUCCGCGCGCGGCGUCAGCGUUCGCCUCGGCAAACUCACCGAGCUCGAGGCCGCGAUCGAGCAGCGCACCCGACAGCUCGAAGAAUACGAGGAGAUGAAGCAAGACCUCGACAUCAACCUCUCUCGGGGCAAGCGCGCGCUGGUGAUCGCGGCGCUCGCGCUGACCUGGGGCGUGAUCGCUGGCGCCUCGAGGUUGCUCUGGACCUUCGAGUUGAUCGAGUACAACCUGACCAACAUCAUCGCCGUGAAGACCUUCAACACGUUGAUCGGGUUAAGUUUUGUCGCGAUCGCGCCAAAGCUCAUGCAGCUCAAUCGCGUCAACAAACAGAUGCUCGGGAUCCUCUCGCUGGCGUUGAUCUCGGGGCUCUUCGUGCGCAGCGUCUUUUUGUGGAACGACCUCCCGGUGCACCUCUCGCUGGCGACCGAGACGCUGGCCUACCUGGUUUGCAUCCUGACGAUGGCCAUCUUCGUGGCGCCGGUGCUGGGGCUCGGCGCGCUCUUCUUCGUGGUGAGCAUCAUCGGCGUCCUGGCGCUCCCGGAGCGCGCAUGGGAGGUGAUGAUCGCGUGCAACAUGACCGGCCUCCUGACCAUCGGGAUCAUCUGGGGCAAGACCCAGAGCAGCUCCUCCUCCACGGCCACAGCCAAAGAUGGCACGGCCGUGCUCGGUUUCGACAACCUGCUCUACAUCUCACUCGAGUCCAAGCGCGUCCCGGAGCCAGACCAGCAAAAGGUCCGGCGCCUGGGCAUCGGCCUCGCCAUCUUCUUGCGCAUCGCCCUGCUGCUCAUACUCGUCAAGGCGAUCGGUUACUUCCAGGAGCCCUUCUGGAACCUGGAGCUGACCGGCAUCCUGGAGUGGCACAUGACAGGGCACGCCGUGAUCGUCCUGGGCGGCGGCCUCUUCAUCUUGCACACCGCCGUCAAAGAGAUCUCGCACAUGCUCUCGAUCGAACACCUCGAGGAAGGAGGGCACGAAGACUCGCAACGCUCCGUCGGCGUGGCGGUGGCGUGGAUUCUGGUGAUGAACCUCGUCUUUAGCUUCGACUCGAUCUUGAGCGCCAUCGCCAUCGCCAAGGACAAGAUCUGGAUCAUGGUCGUGGCGAUCAUCGUCUCGGGUAUCGCCAUGAUCGCGCUCGCGGACACGGUGGCCAACUUCCUCAAGAAGAACCGCCUCUACGAAGUGCUCGGGCUGUUCAUCCUCUUCCUCGUCGGCGUGAUGCUCCUGUCCGAAGGUGGCCACCUCGCUCACAUCAAGGCGUUCGGCCACGAAAUCCACAAGAUGCAGAUGUCGACCUUCUACUUCGCCAUCGUCUGCCUCGUGCUCGUCGACAUCGCCCAGGGGCGCUACCAGAAGAAGCUCGACCUCGAGCGCGCUGGUGUACGCAAGAAGAAGCAAAAGGACAGGAUCGAGAACGUCGAAAAGGACACCGAAGAAGAGAAAUCCUGA